AUGGCUGAAUGGACAGCAAGACCCACGGCUAUGACCUCAAGACCUCCUAAUCCAAGUGGCGUCCGGGAUGACAGCUCAUCGGCUAGUUUGUCCCAUGAACAGAUCAUGGAGGAGGUGAAGAAGCAGGUUCAAUUAGCCAUGACUGGCAGGGACAUGGAAGUCAAGGAUCUACGGAGCGAGAAUCAAGAGCUGAAGCAAGCCUUGGAAGCAGUGGCCAAGGGGCGCAACCUCAGGGAGGUCAUGGGGGGCAUCCAGGCAACGAACCUGGAAGCCAACUUCUUGGCAGAGGUCAAGGCCCCAAGGAACCACAAGAGGCACCUCCUGUUUUUCGAGGCAGCUUUGGGGUAUCUGAGGGCAAUCUUCCUGCGCAAGAUCGGGCUGAUGAUGCAGCCAGUUUGGCGGGUGGACUUUCAGAUCGCUUGUUUGGUCAAGGAGGCAAUCCUUUUAGAGCGGAGCCCAGUGGACCAGCCUUGGCGCCGCAAUUUGGACCUCUGGAAGAUCGACGAGCGCGAGAGGCAGUUGCAGCAGGUGUAUAUGGACAAGAAGGGUGGUGUGGAUCAUGAAACACUCAAGAGCACAGAGCUGCCAGCUUUGCCAGAGUUGAGUGGGGAGACGGGUGUUGAGUUCAGUGAUUGGCUUUAUGUGGCAGAGCAAACCAUUGGAGCUAUGUCGGACUCUGCAUCUUCGUGGUACGAGAAGACUCUGGCGUGUGUUCGUGAAGCCUAUGCACGGUACCAGGUGGCGUCGCCUUUGGAGCGGCUCACCAUAGGGCCAAGGCCGGCCCCUGAGCUGCUGGAACCUAAGUGGGUUCGCCUGGACCGCAAGGUCAUGACGUUGAUUCUUGCAGCAAUGCCAAAGAUGGUGCGGGAAGAUGCUGUGGCUCAUAGAGUAUCUUCGGUGGCAGCUGUGCUGUUUCGGCUGCACAUCUUGUACUCUCCAGGUGGCAUUGCAGAACGCACCGCGGUGUUGAAACAUCUGGAAGGACAGUCUGCUGGAGAUCAAGUUGUGGAUGCUAUAGCGGCGCUAAGGAAAUGGAAAAGACACCUCACCCGCUCGCAGGAAAUGCAUCUCUCGGUGCCCGACGGGAGCAUCCUUUUGCGUGGGCUGGAGGUCACAGUUGCCGCUUGUGUGCAGAAGCAUCCAGAGAUGAGUUUCAGACUUUCUUUAGCCAGAAACGAGUUGCAGCUGCAGAACAGGCCGACUCAGGAGUCGGUGAUGAAGUUUUACGACCACCUGAUGGCGGAGCUGCAGCAGGCACUUCCUGCUAAGUGGUCGUUGAAGAGCUUCUACGACUACGAGUCCCACAACGUCACCCACGAGGGAAGGCGCCAGGAAGCCCCGAGACAGCACAGCUUCUUCGUCCUCUACUACAACCUCGAGACCAACCCCUACUGUGGCAGCGGUACAACAGGUGGAACCGAAGGCAACCACUCCGGCAACCUCGAUGCAGGAGUUGUGAUUGCAGAGCCUGUGCAAGCCGUCCCAGAAGGAGGAGUUCAAGGCCCAGAGAUCCAAGCGUUUAUGAAGGAGGUCAACACUAUGCUACAGCGGUUGACCAGACUCAACCGGAUGGAGUUGGUGGAUGCCCUGGAGCCGGACAUGAAGAGGGUGGAAGCGUCUAUGGCUAGCUUCGGCAAUGCCCAAGAUGGAGUAGCAUUGUUGGACUCUGGAGCGACACAUCCGUUCAAGCCUUUGGUGGAACGGGACCUCGCCGACAUUGUUCAGGUCCAGUUGGCGGACGGACAAAAGGUGGAUCUACAGCAAAACAGGGCGGGUACAUUGAUGCCUGUCAAGGACUCCCAUCUGGACCGCGCCAACUCUGUGACGACGAUUGUGCCUCUGGGCACAUUGGUCCAGGAGCUGGGCUGCACAGUGGCAUGGGACAAGCGAGGUCUACGUGUUCGGCAUCCAGAGCAUGGCGAGUUGACCACUCACGUGGUGGGCUCGUGCCCCUUCAUAGGGGAGGCACGCGCACUCCAGCUGAUAGAAGAGAUUGAAGCCAGGAAGCUGGAGCAACUGAAGGUGAACACGGUUGAGACUCAGCUCAGGGUUCUUGGCUUGGAGACAGAGGCGUCGUUCGAGACAAGUUUGUUGGAGUAUCGAAGAACCGGCAACCGAACAGAAGGCUUGAAGGCGUUGAUGGCGUCGGAUUCGACCUUCUACCACCUUACAGAGUCGCAGCGGUGUGCUUUGGCUCAGGACAUUGACCUCAGUGAUGAAGCGGGAGUUCGCUAUUUGAAGCAAUUGCCGAUAAAGAGGUCGAUGAGGAAGCAUUUGUUGACUUCAAGCUGGAUUGUCAAUCUUUUCUCGGGCGAAGGGCAACAUUCAGACUUAAAGGCCUUGGAGGAGAAUGGUUUGGUGUUGCUUGAGAUGGACCUGAAGAAGAGUCGUGCCUUCAAUUUGAAGGGCCCCACCCCAGCCCACCGAGCACUUUUGUGGGCGGCAAUGAGGGGUCAGAUCGAAGGUUUGCUUGGAAGUCCACCGCGUGGAGAAGGAGAAGGAGAAUUGGUGCUGAAGCAGUUCUUUCUCUGGUGGGUCAGCAAAAUGGCGGCCGAGGAGGUUGAAGCCCGAAUCCCCUACUUUGCCAUGACCAUGCCUGUGAACAGCGCGCUGUGGCUUUCACCUAUGUGGAAGCAGAUGAAGGGCCUGCAAGCGAAGCUUCGAUGGACCUCCUCAGGAAUGACGAGAUGUGUGACGAACUUGGCUACCACUUGGCCUGAGGAGGACUGGGAGGUCAAGGGUCUAAAGGGACAACUUCGAUGGACUGUGGGCUUUCGUCAAGGCUUGGUUCAAGGGAUCAAGCGCUGGCGCAACACGUUGGCGCUAUGCCGCAUGGAUGGGCCUCUCUCUCAGAUGACAAAAGAAGAGUUGAACAAAUGGACACAGCAUGUUCGUCAAGGCCACCAACCGUACAACAAGCGGUGUCAAACAUGUAUCUCGUCGAAGGCAACCGGCCACGCACAUCGACGAGUGCAUGCACCUUCGUGUUUUACGUUAUCGGUGGAUGUUUGUGGCCCUUUCAGAGUUAAGGGUCAGACACCCAGUGCCUUGGAUCAUCGAUACAUGCUGGUGGGUUCGUACACUAUGCCUGUCUUGAAGCGAGAAGUAUGCGAACCUGGAGAUGUUAUAGUGAAUGAACCUGAAGGUGGUGUAGGAGAGAUAGAGAUUGGUCCCCGUGAAGUUGGUACAGAACCAGCAGAUGAUCCAGGUCCCAGUGGUCCCAUUGAAGUUGGUACAGAACCAGCAGAUGAUCCAGGUCCCGUACAUGGCGAUGCAGCUUUGGCUUCAGACUUGGAAGGGGUCUUUGAGGUUGAAGGUGAGGACCCCACUCCCGUUGUUGGAGCACAGGACCAGGAGGAGAUGGACCGUUUGAACGCCCAGUACAAUGAGCUCGUCAAGGAGGUGGGAGACCGAUUGGACUAUCAAGUGCUCAGAUAUGCAGUUCCAAUGCGUUCGAGAAGGGCGUCUGAGGUGAAUGCAAGAGUGAGGCAAAUGUACUUGCAGGUGAAGGCCGACGGCUUAGAGGUGUUCCGUUUACAUUCAGAUAGGGCUACUGAGCUUUGCAAUCGUCGACUUCGUGAGUGGCUACUGGAGCGAGGGGUUUUGGCUACAACAGGCGAGGCGCAAACACCCCAGCAAAAUGGGCGAGCAGAGGCCACCGUGAAGUUUGUGAAGUUGGAAGCCAAACGCCUUAUGACCUCAGCGGGUUUGCCCAAACAGACGUGGCCACUAGCAAUGAUGUAUGCGGCAGCAAAGCAACGACACCGGGUUCUUGGAAGAACAGACGACAUGCCUUGCUUCGGAACUCCGGUCCAUGUGCGUACCAAGGUGUAUGGGCAAGCGGGGCGCUAUGACUUGGAGAACAAGUGGUCUCAAGGGAUCUAUGUCGGGCCGUCCUCAGAAGUCCAACACGCACAUGUGGUGCGGUUCCCUGAUAGUACUUUCGUGACAAGUCUACACUUGAAACAGAACCUGGUGGACGCAGACAGCUUGAUAGACUUGGUGCCAAGGGAGAUUGAGAUUGCAUUACCGGAGCAAGUGGAGUGUGUGGCCAAGAACUUCAUUGCCAAGGAGAAGUGGGCGGUGGAAGAUGUCUUGGAGCUGUACAGCCGUCUCAAGGCCAUCAAGUCCGGGCCAGCGAGUGGGAGAUCAGCUUUGUCAAAGGGAAAGGCCUGGUUUACUGGGAUGUUUGUCCAUGGUGGUGUUGCAGGGUUGCGAAGUGCUACUACGAGGUUGAAAUGGACUACUCGAUACUUGGUGCAGGCAGCCAAAAAGAUCACGGGCCAUCCCGACUUCACUGCUUUAGGUAUCUUGGAAGACAUGUCCAUUGGAUGCCACAAGGAUUCCCACAACGAGGUUGGCAGCGAGAAUGUGGUUGUGCUGCUGAAGGCCCCGGGUUGUGGAGGAGAUCUUUGGUUGGAGCAUGACGAUUUGGACGACAAGUACGCCGAUUGGAGAAAGGUAUCAAAGAAGCUGUGGAAGAAGGGGUUCACGCACAAGUUGGAAGUGGGUCAGCCUUUCAAGUUCCAACCUCGAAGAUGGCAUGAAGUUCAAGAAUGGAGUGGUGCCCGAGUGGUGAUGGUUCUUUACACACCACGCCUUAGCAAGCUUCACUACCAAGAUCGGGAUGCGUUGGAAUUUGUUGGAUUCCAGAGCGAGUUCUUCGACGUGAUCCACAACAACGAAGCUCAGACCGGUGACCACGUGAUCCACAACAACGAAGAGCAACUCAAGGACUACUUCGAGCAGGGCAAAAGGCCACCGGGGGAUCAAUGCGAAUUACACCUGGUGAGAAAGCUUUCAAGUCCUGAAGAUGAGACCUUAGAGGACGCCGUUGUGACGCUGACUGAAAGCCAAGACCAACUACUUGAAGACCUGCAAGAAAGAUCGGAGCGACUCAGGUUCAUGCUUGAGGAGGAGGAGAUCUUAGCAGAGGAAUGUCGGCGAGCAGGGCAACAGGUGGAGGAUGAGGUCGACCAUGUUAGAGCCUAUCUUGAGGACAUGAUGGAUGAUGUGACACGUCUCAAAGCGGCUGGAGCAAAGGCUACUAACGAGGCGUGUUUGAGGGCGAUAUCUUUCCAGGAGGAGCCAGACUAUGAGAAGUUGCUUCAAGAGCUGGACGGUGACCUGGAAGUGGUUCAUACGGUUCCUCUGCAACAAGUCCGUGCCGCAUUGGAUUUGUGGAUGGAAGCUUUGAAAAAAGAAGUAAAGCAACUCCUGGAUGGAACGCUGAAGCCGAUGCCGAUAUCCAAGGCCCGUGAGCUGGAGAAAAGAGGACUCUUGAAACUGGUGCCCUCGAAAGGGGUCUACACCCUUAAACCGCCUCAGGUGAAGGGCAACAAAGUCCGCCGCAAGUUUCGCCUAGUGCUAUGUGGAAAUCACGUUGGGCGUGACGACGACACUUUCAGCCUUUAUGCCAGCGGCGUAAGUGCGGAUACGGUGCGACUAGCGUUGGCCUACGCUUCCCAUCGGAAGUGGUAUGGGGGCACGUCAGAUGUGACAGGGGCCUUUUUGCUGGCACAAUGGCCGGACCACUUAGCCCGUUACGGGAUCUUCCCGCCUCGAAUUCUUAUCGAGGCGGGCCUGGCAGACCCCAAUGAAAUUUGGGAAGUCAUGCGGCCCCUCUACGGUCUGCGGGAAUCACCCGCGAUUUGGGCGAAGUGUCGCACGGAUCGGCUCAAGGAGGCAAAGAUCAGCUACAAAGGCCGUACCAUUGUGUUGAAGCAGUCUACAGCGGAUCCUGAAAUUUGGCUGGCUUAUGAUGAGAAAGAUGUUGUGAAGUCACAAGGCAGUUUGUUGGCCUUGAUCAUAACCUAUGUGGACGAUCUGUUUUACCUGUCCGACAAGCCCAUCAUCGAAGCCAUUCAUUCGUGGGUGCAGGAGGCUUGGCCCUGCAGCGAGUUGGAAUGGGCAGAUGGGUGUGGUGGAACUCGUUAUUUGGGUAUGGAAAUCCAGCAGCAGCCCGACUUCACUUUCGAGCUUUCUCAAGAAGGCUAUAUACGAGAGCUACUACGCAGCUAUGGAAUGGAAGAGGCUCUCAGCACAAGGCUGCCAUGCCCCAAGGAAUGGUUGGCAGAUGGCGAGGACUCGGAGGAGGAGAACUUUUCUAUGGAGGAGCUUAAGCUGGGUCAGAAAGCAGUAGGAGAACAACUUUGGUUGAUGAUGCGGUGUCGGCCAGACUUGCAGUUCCCAGUUGCGUAUAUGGCUUCGAAGGUCAGCAAGAAACCAAACAAGGUGGUACAAAUCGCGAAGCGCCUCCUGGCCUAUUUGAAAACUACUGUCAUGAUGAAGAUGGUUAUUGGAGGCGAAAGCACAACCAGCGAUCCACCAAGCAGCAGCGAGCCCCAGCAGAUCACAACUUCAAGCAACCCAAAUCACCACUACAGUGAGCAUGACAUCAACAACAUUCCAAGUUUGGUGGGAUGGAGCGAUGCUAGUUUCUCCCCGAGCGGGGAAAAGUCGUUUGGAGCUUCAGUGAUAACUGUCAAUGGUUACCCGGUGGCUUGGAAGGUUCCAAGAAAGUUGUUGGUGGACAACGCGUCGGCAGUGGCAAUGAUAACUGGAGGUCCAGGAAGUUGGAGGACCAGACACCUCAAGGUCAGAAGUGCGAAGAUCAGAGAGCAAGUCGAAUCUGCAGCGUUGACUGUGGAACAUGUGGGUGGAGAUGGCCAACUGGCAGAUCUGGCAACAAAAAUGCACGGAAAGAUCCGUCUGUGGGAGCUUUUGGCCCUAUGGAAUUUCCGAGGACUACCUGAAGAAGCUAUGCAAGCUCUGCAGAUGAAAACCUUGUAUCUAACAUGCUUGAUUUGGGCGAUGUUGGUACAACCAUCUACGGCGGCGGAUGCUACAAGUGCUAAGAUACAAGUGGCUGGAAUAGACGAGCUGUUUGUGGUGACGCUGCUUGUAUGUAUUACCGCUGUUGUGAUGUGGGAAGUGGGUAAAGGUGCAAUGGCCUGGGUUUUGAAGGCUUGCAGGGAGUCGCCGAAGCAACGGCGACUAAGAAAAUUGCGCGAGGCAGCGAAGGGUGCAGCUGAGGAGGAGGUAGACAGAGCGGUGCUGGCACGUGCAGACGAUGCAACGCCACCUCCUCCCCCUCACCCUGUAAUGAGAUCUACCAGGUCGCCGGCACGACAAGAGCCUACAUUUACCACUGGUGCGAAUUUUGAGGUGAUGGCACAUGAUGCGUUUUACAAGACAGAUUCAGCUCGAUCAAAGUUGCACACAAAUCCUCAAUGCCACGGACUAAGGAACGCAGGCCAGGUUUACAAGCUGGAGUACGAAGAAUGA
Molecule: messenger RNA, 7287 nt
Organism: Symbiodinium necroappetens
Lineage: Eukaryota; Dinophyceae; Suessiales; Symbiodiniaceae
Source: the annotation of a GenBank genome assembly